Molecule: messenger RNA, 2475 nt
Organism: Microthlaspi erraticum
Lineage: Eukaryota; Viridiplantae; Streptophyta; Magnoliopsida; Brassicales; Brassicaceae
Source: the annotation of a GenBank genome assembly
UUAAUUGUUGGAGAUUGGGAGCCGGUGGAUACAGUAGCUGCUGCUGAGAUGAUCAAGACUCGGCUUGAGUUUGUGAAAGCGUUUGUGUAUGAGAAUGGAUGGUCCAGAGACUGGCCUUUAGCUGCAGAUGGAGAGCGAAGGAAGCUACUCAAGGAAGUUAAGUUGCUUCUUGUGUCGUUUGAGGAGUGUAAGAUUCUUUCUUGUGGUGUUCGAGACUGGUUGAUGCGUUUUGUGAUUAGGCAUCUUGCACAGUAUGAAGUUUCAGAGUGCCGCCUAGUGGAAACACCUCAGAGUAUCUGCUUUUUGGAAUGUGGUGAGCUCAGUGAAGUUAUAGACCUUCUCAAGCUCAUCAAGUGUGAAAGGGAUGAUGGCGCAGAUGUGGUUAGCAGAGCAGUGGAUAGUUCAUUGGGUCGUGCUCGAGUUAAAGAAAAGAUUGAAUUCGAUGAUCAGUUUUCAUCUAUGCUUCUGGAUAAAAGACUGCUGAGAGGAGAGAUUUCUUCGUUUGAUGAUGAAGGGACAAUAGGUUUUUGUGGUGAGGAUGUUUACUACGCCAAGACACAUCCUCAGGGAGAUGAUUUCAUAACCUGGUUGCUUGACUUUCCUCUGAUAGAUGAGAGCUUUGAGUUUCCGAGAUCUAUCAGAGCAUACAAUCUUGAUAUAUGGGUUGCUGUUCUGAGAGCCAUUCACUUCACGUGUAGGGACUUGGGAGCCAAAUAUGCAAAGAAGUUGAAUAUCUUAGGUUAUGAUGCAUGUCUUGUCGACGCCAUAAACCUAUGUGUAUGCGAGAAUGAAAGGAGAAACAAUGUUCCGGAACAUGAAUGGAACAAAUAUGCAUAUCUUCUACACAAAGAAUGUGAAGAGCGUGGAACUAAGGAGCCUUACUGUUCUCUCAAUACACACAUGUUCCUGUGUGCAGUGAAAGAUGUUCUCGAAGAAGCAUCGCAUCCGACGUUUUAUUUCCCUGAUCUGGGAGAUUGUAUGAAACUUAUACAUGGGAAUAAAGAUGUCAGUGAUGAGAGAGUGUGGAAGUCCAUGGAUCUUCUGAGAUCAGUGGUCGCCAACAAGGUUCCGUUAGCCGAUUCAAAGAUUUUACUGGUUGAAAAUUCAAGGAUUAGUUUGCUAAAUGACCUCAUCAGGCUUUCUGUUUUUGACCACCGAUCUUAUAUCCUUAAUCUGCUGAAACGUUGCUUGCGGGACAAGUUAGAUGGAAUAGUAGAUAUGGAUACCAAAGCCAAGGUAGCUGCAGCAGGUGCAGAUCUUUUAUCCGAGAAAAGCCAAGAGAAGGAGAAGAAUUCAGGGUCAAAGAAAAGAAAACAUGGAAACAAGAAGAGAACUUCGACGAGCUUGUCUAGUCUUCAUGAUCCGAAGGUCAAACAUGAACAUCCUGUCAACCUUGAACCGGACGGUACGCAUCUAUCACUAGAAGAUGAUGUGGAAGAAAGUGCAGUGGAGCCAGAAUGUACCAAUGAGACGGCUAAAGAUAUGCAAACCAUGCCUGGACAGGAGUCACUGUCGAAACCUUUGGAGUCAGCACUUCGAGAAGGUCCAGCCAGAAGCAAUUUAGCUCUUGACAUGACGCUGAAGGCACUCUGUAACAUUAAGGUUCUUAAAGAGUAUUUGGUGCACAAUCGGAAUCAAUUUCCUGACAACAUGGAAGAACAAGUCCCUUUUGCACUAGGGAAUUUCUUUGCUGCUUUUGCCUCGAACCAGAUGAAAGAAGAGGGACUCUACAGUUACCUCCUCGGCAACGUACUUGCUUCCCUAGAAGAAGCUCAUUUAAUGUCAAGUAAUGCUUCUGAGCUGCUCGUAGCCAUCCUUGAGUUCUGGCCUUGCUGGAAAAUUCCAGAAAUACAAAGCGUGGUAACUCAUCUUUUUACAGUGGAAGAAUAUGAACGAAUGAGUUGUAGCAAAUGCAGAAAGAAGCCAAAUUAUCCAGAGCAGAGUUCUUAUGGCAUCGUUAUGGCUGCAGAUUCAAUCAGAGACUUGAAGUCUGCUUUUGGGAAAAUUAAGUUUGAGGACAUCCUUAAGGUGAUUCGAAUGGAAGAGAAAAUGUUAUGUGACAUUAAAACCGGAGGCUGUGGAAAGGCAAACUUUGUUCAUCACAUUAUAACUACACGCCCUCCUAUAUUCACAAUCGUUUUGGAAUGGGAGAAGGAUGAAACUGAAAAGGAAAUAUCUGAAACAACAAAUGCUUUGGAGUGGGAGAUAGAUUUGAGCACGCUAUACGAAGGCUUACAAGCAAACACAAAGUACCGGCUUGUGUCAAUGGUUGGUUGUGGUGGUGAAGACGGAGAACACAUUUGCAUGGCUUUUAAAAAGAAUCGGUGGGUUAGUUUCAGACAUGAAGCGUUAGCAAAAAAGGCUGUUGGUAGCUGGAAGAGUGUAGUCAAAUUCUGCGGAGAGACAAAGUUUCGGCCAGAGAUUCUGUUUUAUCAAGCUGUAUUAGGAAGUUCCGGCGAGAACUUUGAUGUAUAG